ACUAUUUGCCUACUUCAGACCGAACUUUACUACGUGCAGGAGCUUUCAAGCUUUGUGCUAUGGUCGAUUAAAUUGAGGUGUUAUAACAUAUUUUAUUACAUAGAGUGCAUACACUUUUAAAAAUAAUCAUAACUAAACAUUCAUAUAAAAUGGUGAUAUUUUGACGGUAGUAAGUGAAUUCUACCACUGAGUGUUCAUAUAGUAGAGUUAUGGCUGGUGAUUUCAGAAGUGUGAGGACAUCGUUAUGCUAAUUUACUUCCCAUGUUACCGGGUUUCACCUAUCUACCUGGUAUUGGAAGAAUCGGAGUGUCGGUAGAGAUGGUGAAGUGAGCGCGGCGAGAUGGUGCCGUGUGUGGUAGCGCUCUUGCUUCUCGCCCGGGCCCUGCUUUUGCACGCUCUGGAUAUAUCUCAAUGUAUCGCGCCGCUGGGCAUCGAGAGCGGGCUCAUCCCGGACCGAGACCUUACAGCCAGCUCGUCCUUCAACGACGGCAACGUUGGACCGCAGAACGGACGAUUAAAUCAAGAAAUAAAGGGUGGCGCAUGGUGUCCUAAGUCUCAAAUCACGACUGAAUCGACCGAGUGGCUGGAGGUAGACCUUCACACCGUUCACGUGAUCACAGGGGCCGGUACACAGGGCAGAUUUGGCAACGGUCAGGGUGCGGAGUACGCGGAGGCUUACGUCUUAGAGUACUGGCGACCGAAGCUCGGCAAGUGGGUGCGGUACCGCGCCGCUGAUGGCCAAGAGAUACUGUCCGGCAACACGAACACUUACCUGGAGAAGAAGAACCAUCUCGAACCACCGAUAUGGGCGUCGAAGAUCCGCUUCAUACCCUACAGCUCCCACCGACGUACCGUUUGCAUGAGGGUCGAGCUCUAUGGCUGUUAUUGGAGCGUUGGCAUCGUUUCGUAUUCAAUGCCGAAAGGCGACAAAAGGAGCAACGGCGUCGAGCUGACCGACAUGAUAUACGACGGGCAGUGGGGUGACGAGCUGCGAGGCGGACUGGGGCAGCUCGUCGACGGGCAGUUCGGUGGUGACGAGAUACGCGAGGCGGCUAAGACCUCCGCCUGGGUGGGGUGGCGUAACGACUCGAGACCGAAUCCCCCUGUCAUCAUCUUCGAAUUCGAUAAAGUGAGGGAGUUCAGCGCGGUGCACUUGUACUGCAAUAAUAAAUUCAUGAGGGAUGUUCAGGUGUUCUCCGAGGCUAUCAUAUCGUUUUCCAUCGGAGGGCGACACUUCCAAGACGAGCCAAUUCGCUACACGACGAAUGAGGACAAUAUCUUCGAAAGUUCUCGAAACGUAAGCAUCAAGCUUCACCAUCGCAUCGGGAAGUGGGUGCGGAUCGAACUCCAUUUCUCGGCGCGAUGGAUACUCAUCAGCGAGGUGUUGUUCGACUCUGAUGUCGCUCAAGGAAACUACACCCCAGAGAUCCUCAAGCCCACCGGCGCGAAGGACAAAACGAAAGCACCUCCCACAAAGGACUUGCCAAUAUCCACAGCGCACCAAGAAGACCCGCUGUACAUGGCCAUCGUUGUGGGGGUCUUGACGGCGCUCGUGAUACUCCUGGCCGUCGCAGUCUUCCUCAUCAUUCAUAGACAUAGACACAGGAAAUGCUUCGCUUCACCGCUAGCUAAAACUACGAUAGCGCAGAAGAGGACAGUCGCAGACAAUUAUAACCCUUGUGGUACUUCCAUGCUGCCCGACAAUAAGAUGAUAAUCGACUGCCCGCUGGACGUCAAGUCCGAUGAGUACCAAGAGCCGUAUCAGGCUCUGAAGUGCGCUCCGUAUUUUAGUUACAGUACAGUCUUGCUCGAGAUGAAGGAUUUCGUUAAGGAUUCCAACACAGCUUUGUCAGAUAGCUCCAACUAUGACUACGCUGUGCCGGAACUUAGUUCGGCCCCUCUCCUCACUAAGCGGAGGUUAGCAGACAGUCUCUCCGAUCGCGCCACCGAGCUCGUCAGCGACCAUAUGGAGACCCUCGAUCUCGACACCAGGCGGUCAGCAGCCGGUUCGAUACGUUCGAAGCACAGCACAAGGUCCCCCAGUCAACAAGAGGUGCUGAUCGAUCUGAAGCGUCGCUUGGACAACACCAACGUCAUCGAAUUCCCGAGACACCGACUCCGCAUGAUCUCGAAGCUGGCUGAGGGUGCAUUCGGCACUGUAUAUGUAGCGGAAGCAGAUGGAGUGCCGGAGUAUAACGGUAUCAUCUCCUCGGAGAAGCGGCUGGUGGCAGUCAAGUUCCUCUGCCACGACGCUUCCGCGAAGGAGAGGUAUAUCAUGGAGGAUUUCGAGAGAGAUGUACGCAUUCUCGCUGCGCUCUCGUCGCCUCAUCUUGCGAGAGUGUUGGGAGCAUGUCGAUCCCCACCACUGGCUGUCGUCUUAGAGUACUUGGAACUAGGUGAUUUGUGCGCGUUCCUCCGCACGUCUCCCCCCGGGAGCGUGAGCACGGGCACGUUACUGCACAUCACGACGCAGAUCUCGGCGGGCAUGCACUACCUGGAGUCGCUCAACUUCGUUCAUCGAGACCUCGCUACGAGGAAUUGUCUAAUUGGGAAGGGCUAUCAAAUUAAAAUAAGCGAUUUCGGCACCGACAACGAGACUUACGCGUGCGACUACUACAAGGUCGACGGCAGGAUCCCGUUACCACUGCGGUGGGCGGCGUGGGAGUCCGUGCUGAGGGGGAAGUACACCACCAAGAGCGACGUGUGGGCUUUCGCGGUCACUCUGCACGAGAUAUUCACAAUCUGCAGGAGGCGCCCUUACGAACAUCUCACGGAAGCUGAGGUGUUGGAGAACCUUUCUCAUCUCCAAGCUGACGACGGCCUCUUCGAAUGCAUCGACCGCUGCCCCGGUCUGCCGCGAGACAUCUACGAGCUCAUGUGUGAAUGUUGGAGACGUGACGAACUGGAGAGGCCGACCUUCGCGGAGAUACAUCUGUUCUUACAGAGAAAAGGCCUCGGAUACGCUACCUCGUGACUGGCGGUCCCCCCGGGGUACCUUUGGACUUAACCGGCUAGCUGUGGGUGCGGUUGUUACGAUUGAUUCUCUUACCAGUCCGAUUCUAUUACUCCUUCACUAUUAAAGCGUAAUGUAGAGCAAAAGUUAAUUGUGUCGUAAAUCUUAUUACGAAUCAACUAAGUUUUGAUCACAAGCACAUAUUGAAACCAUUGGAACAAUAACUGGACAUAGUUUGAGCUGCGUCUCCACAAAAGGAAAAUAGGCAACUCUUUAAUAACGUUUCCAUAUUUAACUUAAGUUGUCAACAAGAAUUGUUAUUUUGUAAUUGUUGAUAACUUUUGGGUGCAUAACAAUCCGUAGCGAACACAGAAAUUGCCAACUAUUUGAAUUACCGUAAACAAAAUGUCUAUUGUAAAUAUUAUAGACCACGCGGUCGAUGCAUGGGAUGCGUCAAGUGUUCGCUUUAAUGGUGGGGAAGUGUGGAGUCUCCCUCCCGAGCUGAGAUACCGGAUUUUUUUGAAUACGUUUUUUGUAUGUAUUGCUUUACUUUAUAUCGAUGGGCUAUAUAUUAUGACAUCCUAUAUAAGAAUAUAUCGUGUUAAAUUAAAUUAUUUAAUUAUGUUUUAGAUAGAUAUGAAUUUACAUUUAAUUUCCAUUUACAUUCGUCGGUUAAGAGAAAACAUCGAAUGAUAGUUAGAGUAACUGAACACAUCUGGACGCUUUGUAUCGGACCGAUGGGCCGCAAUCACGAUCGCAUUGAGGUACGGAGAUAUCUUAAUUGCAAGAUUACCGAAAGACUGAAAUUGUGUUAAAUUACUCUGAUCUUAGUCAGUUUAGACUACAACUAAAGCCUGCAGAUGUGUUUAUUGUUUAGAAAUGAUUUGUGAAAACCGGCAUCUUGGCUUACGAUGACCUGGGCGUAUCCGGGAUGAUUAGAUAAAUUUGAUCCUCCAUUAUUUAUAUAUUUAAAUAGAGUGUCGCGCUACAAAAUAACUAAAAUAAUCGAGCCAACUUUAUUAUCUUUGUGUGCGUGACAGCUACGCUUGACUCUCGCCAAACGACAUAAUACUUGACUAGUGUGCGUGUACUUAGUGACCGACUGUUGGCCACUAUUUUUUUCGACGCGUUCUCGUAUCUUGAUGUAUAAAUAAUGAACGAAUUUGACAUUAUAUCGAGUGUCAGUAUACGUUAGACCCACUUAACUAUCCAUUAUUUUGUAUGUAAUUUACGUGCUUACAUAGUUGUUUUUUAUAUAAACUUUCAAUUAUAUUUGAGUAAUAUUUUAAACUUACUAUAGUUUGAAAGACAUAAUAAAAUUUGAGGUGCGGCCGUGGACUUGCGUGCGACUUAGGCCUAAAAAUUGACCCGAAAUAUUUUAUAUAUUCAGAUAUAUUAUAAACUUUUGGGAUAUCGCUGAUAUGUUAAUGUUGUAGUUUCCGUUGCAGAUAUAGAAAUACAUGUACUUAAUAAUUUUAAAGAUACAGAUUGAAAUUAAAAGCUUUAAUCCAUCUUGACAUACAACGAAAUUUUUAAAACAAUAAUUUUAAGUAUUUUUAUUAUUAUAAAAAAAAGAUUUCGUGCCAUAUACGAUAUUAUUGACAUUGUUUACAGCGUGCAUUAUAGUUAUAUAUUAUAUUGAUUAUUUGUAAAGUUAGUUACAUUAUAUCAACGGAUAUUUAUUAUUGAGAACAUGAACCAAUCUGAAACGACCGCACCUCGGCUAGUUGUCGUAAUUGACUUAUAUAUAAAUAGUUCUCUCAUCUCGAGAGUUACCUCGUAAGCUUUUAGAUAAUUUCGACUGAUUAUCGUACGAUAAACGAUCAUUUUUGUACUUAAUAUGGAAAUAAAUUGAGUCACUCUCCGGCUUCAGCACGGCCUCCCCUAUCGUAGUUCGUACGAUGUCAAACAUAUAUAUUUAUUAUGUUCUAUUCAUUUCUGACUGAAAAUUCCAAGUUUCGUUCUAUUAAUGAACGUUGAAUUCAUACAUCUAUUAUAUCUUUCUCUCAAACGAUGUGUGAUAGAGACGUUUAUUAAUGUAGCGUUAAUAGUUUCUAGGACGUUUUUAAAGUGACGUUUAGUUGGCUGACCUGACAGCUAGAUUUAGACUUAACGCUGCAGGACUUAAGAGGCUUCUUACUUAUGUUGUUGUUAGUGUAACGGCACGUAUUUUUCAAUUUAUGAGCUUAAUAGCUGUCGUAGGUCGUGUCGAGUGUUGCCAAUUUGUAAACAGUCGAUGAAUAAUUUUAUCUGAUCUGACGUGUAACAUGGAUUUGAAAGCUGGAAUUUUAAAUAAAUACCCUAAUAUGUAAUAAAAAAAUAUAUAAAUAUCAUGGAAUAAGUAUUGAUAGCUAUAUAAAAUAUUUACUGUAUUAUAUAACAAUUGUUGUUUAAACGUUACUUUCAACAUGUUCAGAAAGAACCAAGAACACAUGUUUUAUCAGAUACAUGUUACACGUACCUCUCCUCCGCCGCGUAACUCACGAGUGAGCUACGUUUAAUAGACACUAGACAAGACAGCCCCUCCCCCCUCGACCAUUGACAACUUCGACUUAGAAAGUUACCGACCUGAUAGUAAUUUAUUUUCAUACAACACCUAUAUUACCUACAAUAAAACAGUGAUCUUAUAUUUGUGUAUAUGUAAGUUUAUAUAGUUGCAUUUUAAAAGUCGAUACAAUGAAUUAUUUAAAUAAAAAAUAAAAAAAAGAAUUAUAAAUAAAUAGAUGUAUUAUAUACACUAUAGAUAUACAUAUGUCUAUUUUCCGUAGUUUGCUGGUUCCGAGUUAGUGUUGACAGUUAACGACAAUAUAUCGAUUAGAUAGUCUUUUUAUUCGAUAAAUCGUAUCGCGUUCGGAUAAUCGUGAGAAUCGAUACGAUAAUCCGAUCGCCUUAAUAGUGUAUCACUAGGUGUUACGUUCCCGUGGACCGAACCGACGGCUUAAUGUUAGGAGCCUAUAUAUUUAGCACUUUAAUGUUAAGUAGUAUAAGAGCGUCUUUAGUUUGCAAUGUAGACAUGUUUGAACUUGUACACAGACGGAACCAAUGUAAUAGGCUAAUGUGUAUUCUUAUCGAAUAAACGCUAAGAUCGCGCCGACUCAUUCUCUGUUCCUGUCGCGCGUAUUGAUACUCGUUAAGCUGGACAAGGACAGAGCGCGAGUUUAGCGCUUAAAAGCGUUUAGAAGUAAGACUCAAGAGAUCUAUGUAAUUUUUAAGUAUAUAGAAAACUAUAAGACUUUUCUUUACGAA
Messenger RNA from Vanessa tameamea, 6199 nucleotides. RefSeq names its product discoidin domain-containing receptor 2-like (gene Tkz). The transcript has 15 exons. Gene Ontology annotation, molecular function: collagen binding; protein tyrosine kinase collagen receptor activity; ATP binding. Gene Ontology annotation, cellular component: signaling receptor complex; plasma membrane. The record is from RefSeq and is a predicted model, not a curated record. NCBI's taxonomy places the organism in Eukaryota, Metazoa, Arthropoda, Insecta, Lepidoptera, Nymphalidae. Gene Ontology annotation, biological process: positive regulation of phosphatidylinositol 3-kinase/protein kinase B signal transduction; cell surface receptor protein tyrosine kinase signaling pathway; positive regulation of kinase activity. Bases 341 to 2974 code for a protein of 877 amino acids.